This is a messenger RNA of Peronospora farinosa, 3726 nucleotides long. Lineage: Eukaryota; Oomycota; Peronosporomycetes; Peronosporales; Peronosporaceae. The record is from the annotation of a GenBank genome assembly.
AUGUUUUGCGCAGAGUGUGGUCACCGCUGGGAACCCGAUGAGAUCGCCAAUGCACGCUUCUGUGCCGAAUGUGGUGCCCCCCGUGAAGAUGUCGCUCCUCCUUCUGAAUCGACCGCUAACUUGUCGUUGUAUUCAGCUCCAGCAUCAACUGCUGCCACCGAAUCCAGUUCAUUUGGCACGUCAUCCAGUUACAAGUCGGUGACGCCGUCGUAUUCGACGCCUAUGACGUCCUUAGCGUCAAAUUACAGCGCACUGACGUCUACUGUACCGUCAAUUGCUAAGAGCAACAAGUGCAUGCAAUGUGGAGGGUCAUUUGGAGACUCGACCGCCUCAUUUUGUGAAGAAUGUGGCGCUUAUCGCUCUGCAAAAGCUUCAGUUCCAGUAGCAGCACAUGAUGAUGGCGGAGGAAGUCUUUUUGGUGGGACUUCUAUGUCGUACACGACUCCUGUUUCAGCUGCAGUGACAUCUCAAGCAGGUUAUGGAGGGAACGCGUCUUUUACAUCUUCCAAUGUGAGUUACAACCCGCCGUAUGCUGGAAAUUCGACUUCAGCAGCUCAAGUGCCGACUCCAGCAGCUCAAGUGCCGAUCACAGCUCAAGUGCCGACUCCAGCAGCUCAAGUGCCGACUCCUAUGCGUGACCCGUAUGCUCCACCUGCCGCUUCUCCUGCGUACGAUCCGUAUGCUCCACCUGCCGCUUCUCCUGCGUACGAUCCGUACGCUCCACCGCAAACACCAACAAGUUCAGUGGACCCUCCGGCUUUGGUGAAUUUGGAGGCUGGGGUUUCGUCUGGUAGCAGUAUCAGCAAGUUGCUGGCAAAUCUAUCGGUUCGAGCCACUCCUCAAGGUGAAAGUGAUGAACCUGAUGGAAAAGGCGUUGGAGUGAUCAUCCGACAGGUCGUGCGUACGCGUAACAUGGACUCGUUGAGUACAAGAUUAAACAUCUCGAACGCUGUUGAACGAAACCGCACCAACGCCCAGCAACGCAGUGAAGGUUACAAUGUGACUAAGGUGAACGAGACGAUUACGGUCGUCCAGAAUGAACGUGCGGAUCCUGUUGAGGAGCGCUACUAUAACCAGCGUACGCUGCCGGACAAUGGCGAAUGGCUGCAGAUCCUGCGCAAGAACCGACAGGCUGGAUCCAAGUUCACUGAUCCGCAGUUCCCGCCGGACGCAUCUUCGAUCUUCCGCGAUGUCACGAACCCGAAGUACCCGCAUUUGCACGAAUACGUAUCAAAAUGGAAACGAGUGACGGACUUCUUUAAUGAGACGGCGUAUGUAGAGAUUACUAUGCUGGACGAUGAGAAAAAGCUGGUGUGUAGUAUGUCCAUUAAGAGCGCUGCUGAGGCCGAAAGUAUUUUGCAAGUGAUGCGUCAAAAUUCUACGCCCAUUGACGCGCCAUUUCUCAGAAUCGCCAAAGACGCAGUGACGACGGGUGUCACGAAACGCAAGCGUGAUCAUUUGAUGCUGCUAACAAAGAAUAUGAUUGUGCACAUGAGCGAGUUUGUGCAGGAUGGACUCCAGCGCUUUGACUUGAUGUGGGAAAAGAGCUUGUUGGAUCACUACAAACCGCUUGCUUUUGCCAGUGUUGGAGAGGGAUCCGGCUACCGUGUUGAUGGAUCCGAGUCUGGAAUGGUGUCUCGCGUCUCGGUGUUGGUGCCCGUGUACUUCCAUGCGCAGGGCACGUGUCUCUUUGACCGUUCGCGCGAGUCCAAGGCUGCUAGUCGUAUCUCGGGGGUGGGCAUUAGCCCUGGAGAAAUGCGCGUGGGACGACUUGCAGACGCUUACGUCUUUGGGGCACUAUCGAUUGUGUCUACGUCGCAGCUCGCUCUGUCACAGAUGUUUCCUGAGCUAAGCGAUGAUUUAGUGCGCCCAGAUCGUGUUGAGAUUGGCACCAUGUUCCCGAAGGAGCAACAGUAUAAUGAAGAGGGUGUGUAUGCUGUGCGUUUCUGGCGUAACAACCGAAGCCGUGUGGUUGUCGUUGACGAUUACAUUCCGUGCAGCCAGUACGGCAAGCCUGUCUUUGGUUCUUUCACAGGAAGCAACGGCAAGUUUGAGAUCUGGUCAUUACUGGUGGAGAAAGCUUACGCAAAGCUACACGGUGGAUACGAGGUGAUUGUUGGGGGACAAGAAGGCUACUGCUUGCAGGAUCUGUACGGUGGUGUACCAGCGCGAUACAAAUUGCAAGAAAAGUGCCCUAACGAAGAAAAUGCGUGGCAAACAAUUAGCAGUGCACUUCAGUCGGGCUCCCUCAUUGGAUGCAGCAACGAAGAAAUGGGAGCUGAACUGCCUAUGGGGCUCCGGAAAACUGAUGCUUACGGUAUUAUGAAGCUAGUGGAGUUGGACUAUCAGGGAGAGCCCACUCGCUUGGUGCAGUUGCGUAACAGUUGGGGUAUUGGAACCCACCAGCAGCCGGAGAAGUGGAAAGGUUCGUGGUCGAACGAAGACCCCAAGUGGCAAACUUUUUCCCGUAUGCAGAAGGUAGAGUGCGGGUUUCAGUUUCGCGAAGAUCACACCUACUGGAUGGAGUUUAGCGCUUUUUACUGCUUCUUCACGACUGUCAUCGAAUCACGAAAUCUGUACAACUUUCGUUCCCUUCCAGACGGUAUUGGCAAUCCAAUUUCUCCAAGCCUAAGCAUUCACAUUGUCUCAGGGGAGUGGAACGGUAUUACGAGUGGUGGGCGCGAUGCCAUGCACUUGAAUCCGCAAGUUCAGCUCUUUUCUCCUGCCACAACUGGCUGCAACCUCAUCGUUCACCUUGAACAGCCAUCACGCCGAGUGAAGAUGGAGACAGAGUAUACGUCUUACAUAGCACCCGUUGUGGUAAAGAAUGGUGAGCGACAGCUGCGCAAAAUUGAUUUAUCGCAAGAUGUGGUAGCUACAGGAACCUUCAUUUCGAACCGCAGUUGCGUCUUAGAAAUCCCGCUGAAGCCAGACGAAGGCGGCAAACCAUUCGUAAUCAUCCCGGCCACGUACGAUGGUCACUUGCCGUAUCAGCUAGGCUUCUCAAUGACGCUUUUCACGUCCAAGCCGACUGCUGUGGUUCCUGUCUCAGACACGGGCUCGCUUCCCGUAUGCUGUAUUUGCCAAAACGCACUGUCGGGCACGUUCCGCACGUUCACGCACGAACAAGACGGACAGAGAAAGGUGGAUCGCGUGUGCCAAGGUGCUUGUGUGGAUGCCUACCGCGAGCGCAACACUCCUGUGUGCGUGGACUGCCAUCAGCGCAUCGAAGUAGUGGAAAAUCGCUUCUCUGGACGUAUGUUCACUCUUCCUGAUGGUUCGAGCGUGCACGCCGAGUGUAUCGACGCGUAUCAGAUCCGCACGUCCGAGAAGUGCAUCCACUGUGGCCAUGCCAUCGCAGCUAUCCCUGACCAAUUUGCCGGCAAAUACUACCAGGUCAAUGGCGGCAAGUGUCACGGAGAGUGUAUUGAAGCAUACCAGCUAGCCACUGCUCAACGCUGUGUGCACUGUAGCGAGCCUGUCAUCAAGGUUGCUGGUAAAUUCGAUGGCCGCUUUUACAAGAUCGAGGGCGAGCGACUUGUACACUUUGAAUGCUGGGAGAGGUAUCAGCAGUCUGUGGCGCCAAAGUGUGUGCACUGCGCGCAGCCAAUUUUGCAGCUCCCGGGGCGGUUUGACGGCCGCUUUUACGAACUGGCAAGUGGCAUUGGCAAGGUGCACUUUGAGUGCUGGAACGCUUACCAGACGCUUGCCAACGCACCAAAGUAA